AUGAUUGUUGUUCUCCUGCUCGUCCUCCACUUUAUUGCACCAUCCGCGGCGGAUAUCGUAUCUUUGAAUAUCAGAUCCAGUGGCCAACAUAAGAUCCGCUUGUCGGAGUUCGUAUUUUCAGAUACCGGUCACGUCUCCUUCGAAAUAUCGUCAGUAUCUGUCACAUCCUCUACAUCGCAAACCGAUACUUCACGAAUCGGUUUCUUCCUUCUCUCGCAUGGAUUGCUAAACGAAUACUUUCUCGAAUUCAAACGAAACCCUAGUUUGUGCGUUCUGAAUAACAAAUUCAUCUCACUCCUCUUCACUUUCCAGAAUCUCCGGUCUUCUUUCAACACAUCGUACCCAGUGUCAUCUCCAGGUGUGUAUUCACUCUACUUCGCCAACUGCAACCGCCAAUCCCUUGUGUCGUUUGACGGCCGCACCGAGCUCUACAACUUGGAUGACGGCACCACCAAAGACUAUUUAUCAGCUGGACUAACACACCUCCCGUCUGUUUACUUCAUCUUCUCGGUUCUUUAUCUCAGUUUUCUAGGGUUUUGGAUCUCUGUAUGCGUCAAGAACCAGCGUCGUUUUCACAUGAUUCAUUUACUAAUGGGUGUUUUGCUUGUUAUUACUAUCGGACACUUUAUAUGUGCUGAGGUUGAUCUACAUUACCAGAAGGUUACCGGCACUCGUCAAGGAAUGGAUGUCUUGGUUUACAUAUUUCAGGUUGUCAGGUGUGUACUUUUGUACACCCUGAUCGCGUUAAUUGGUAUGGGAUGGUGUUUGUGGAACCCUUUUUUGCAUGCAAAGGAAAAGCUGUUUUUGUUGAUUGUUAUCUUACUUCAAGUUUUGGCUAAUGUAUGUUCUAUCAAGGGAGGGGUAACCGGCCUUUAUAACGAAGACCAGUUGAAUAAUUGGCAGUUGGAUUUUAUUUCUAUAGAUUGCGUGUUUUGCCUUGCUAUUUUCGUCCCCUUUGUGGGGUCACUUAUCUUGUUGAAAAAGACUUGUGAGACUGACAGGAAUGCUGCUAGAAAUAUGGCGAACUUGGGAUCAUUUGUGUUGCUGGUUUUUGCAUAUGUGCUAUUUACGAGGAUUAUUGUUAGUGCAUUCGCUACCUUUGUAGUUUACAAGAACCCAUGGAUGAUUAAUGCGGCAGAAGAAACCGUCAGUCUCGUGUUUUGUAUGGUGAUGUUUUACUUGUUCCGGCCAUAUGUUGAGGACGAAGAGGCGGAUGAAGAUGAAAAGGCAACUGGGAUGGUAGAUGAGGAGUUUGGCCUUAUGACUCCUUUGUUGAUUUUUCGUUCAUGGUAG
Messenger RNA from Lactuca saligna, 1293 nucleotides. The record is from the annotation of a GenBank genome assembly. Lineage: Eukaryota; Viridiplantae; Streptophyta; Magnoliopsida; Asterales; Asteraceae.